Molecule: messenger RNA, 852 nt
Organism: Parnassius apollo (apollo)
Lineage: Eukaryota; Metazoa; Arthropoda; Insecta; Lepidoptera; Papilionidae
Source: the annotation of a GenBank genome assembly
AUGGGAAAUAAAACGAACAAAAGCUUGCAACUGAACGUCACCGCAUUACCCUGUAUGUACCAAGAGAGCAAUCAGAAGCAAUCAGUUCCAACUAAUGCGAUUGCCUCCACCACCAGUUCAAAUUACGCUAACUCGUCAUUGGGUAUUGGAGGCAAAUUGACACACAGGACACUUUGGCCCGCGCAGAAACGAACUAAAAGAGACAGAGUGUAUGCUGGUGCGGCAUUUACUGCGCCAUCUCUUGCUUUCAGCCACGCGUUUACAAAAUACUGGUGGGAUGUUUAUCCUCAUGUCAUAUCCUGCUACUGGUGUGGGCUUAAUGAAUCUUUGUUGCCGACAAGUACCAUGUGUCAUGACAUGUUCGACUCGGACAACGGCCAACUGCGAAGUAUGUCGAGGUUCUUCCGUGCAAAAUGCCACUAUUACGGUUAUUACAGUCCUUACUAUCGGCAAAUGAUGGGUCAUAGAUAUUACCCAUAUUUUAUGUUAUGGACUAACGACAAAGGAUUGAAAACGCACAUGUUUGGUAACUAUAUAAAAGGAUGCUUUAAACGGUUCGUCGACGUAGGGCCGCUGUACACAUCACGCGGUUGUCGGACCUUCUAUGAGUCAAUGCGUCCCUAUAUAAGAAACUUUGCUGGCCAUAGAUUAUCUAAGUUGGAAUUAGUAGCAAAAGGUUUCACGGAUGCUUGCGUAACCAGUCCGCUUGCAUCCCUCACGCCGUUCAGUCGCUCGAUCUCCCUGUUCGUGCGCUACCACGUGUGCGUAUGCUCCACCGACUACUGCAACACUGGCUGUGAACAUUGUGUCACUUCUUUGUUAUUGCUAUUUCCACUAUUAAUAAUAAAAUGA